Messenger RNA from Rotaria sp. Silwood1, 2129 nucleotides. Lineage: Eukaryota; Metazoa; Rotifera; Eurotatoria; Philodinida; Philodinidae. The record is from the annotation of a GenBank genome assembly.
CUUUUCAUAGGAUUUUGGAUUUUUAGAGAAAUUAAUGAGAAGAAUUUAGGCCUAGGCCAAAAGUCAUGUAACCCUUCUGUUUUAAUAAGUUCUGAAAAUGCAAACCAAUCAUCUGAACCUAUAACAGCGAUAUCGUUACCAACAGCUAUUUCAUCAAAUAUACUAUCGGAACGAAAAUUACUCCAACGAACAAUAUCCAACGAAAAUAGUAUAGAUGUUGUGAUAGAUCUAGAUGUUACAUCAAAGCCAACAGAUAGGCAUUCAUCACAACAGGUAAACAUGUUCUCAGACGAGAUCAAUAAUAAACUAAUGACUUUUAUCAUCUACCUUGUGUUACAGGUAAUAAUAAAUCAAACGUUAUUUCCAAAUGAAACCAAAACGUCAUUGUUAUCUAUGUGAGACAACUUUUCUUUCUUGUAAAACUAACAAUUAUUGUAACUGAUAUUUUAUUGUUUAGAAUUUCUAUCCCUCGAUUAGCACCAUUACGACGACAUUCAACUAAUGCGAACAGGCAAAAUGUAGCAGAUUAUGUUGAACAUCAUUUACAAGAGUUGCUCAAUGAAAAAAUACCGGAUCGUGAUUAUCAUAUUUUUCUCCAAUACUUUAAUGGUGAUAUAAGUAACAAGGAAUUUACAAUUGAAGAAUUUUAUAAAUUCUUUCAAUUGACGAAGACACAUGGAGAACGCUUGCUUGACAUAUUUGGAGAGACGGCAUGUAUUCAAGUGAAUUCAAUCAAUGGCAAGCGUGUUAUUCGUAUUGCUCAUGUACUUUCCAUGGCACCUAUAUCAGUCAAAGCUCUCAUUCUAUUCAAAACAUUCGAUCGUAACGAUGAUAAACAUGUGUCUGUUGAAGAAAUAAGAGAAUUUUACGAAACUUAUCUUAUUGAAUUUCGUUUUCCUCAUGAUUCUUCAUGUCGUCAAGAAUUGAUUGAUGUAUUUCUUCAAGCAUUUCGAAUGUGGGAUGCUAAUCGUCAAAUGAAUUUCGAUCAAUUCUAUACAAUUCUUCAAGAAACACCAAACUCAUUAGAAUCUCUUCAACUUAUCAACAUUCCAAAUAAUAAUGAUCAAAUUGAUAAACUAAAAUGGCAAGCAUGGCGAAGAAACAACAAAUAUCAUAUUCUCAUUAUUCUUGUAUACAUACUAGCCACAAUUGGUUUAGAUAUUUUUUUGAUAAUUAAAUUGGUUGUUAAAGAACAAAAUCGAAACGUCUGGCUAAUUCUUGCACGUAUGGCUGGAAGUUCGAUCACAUUAAACUAUAUCCUUUCGAUUAUACUCAUGCUCAAACAUUGUAUGGCAUUAAUACGAACAAAUCGAUGGUUGAGACGCUUUCUACCUGUGGACGAUCAUAUUGAUGCUCAUCGCUAUGUCGGUGGUGCAUUGGGAUUCUACAUUGUCGUUCAUUCAUUAGCUCACAUAAUAAACUAUGCUACAAAUACACAGGGUAUUACUCCAUAUGCAAGUGCUCUCGAAUGUUUAAUGCACUAUUUUCGAGAACAACAAACCAUUUGCGAGAAAUGUUGUCAUGUGAAUUACAAUCAUGAAGCUAUUCAACAGCGUAAAUUACAAAAAGUAGAUUUUAUUUGGGUAAAUCGUGAUGUCGAAAACUUUUCUUGGUUUUUGCAAUUAUUGAAUGACUUCGAAAAUGAACAAUUAACUUAUCUUGAAACAUUACGAGCCAACAAUGUCACUCCAAAACGGUAUAUUGACUUUCAUUUCUAUUUUACAUCAUUGAAAAGCAAUAAUCAAGGAAUGAUUGGCUAUGCUCCAUUUGAUCUUGCCGCUAAUAUCUAUCAGAAUGUAUCAAAUCGUGAUGUUCUCACUAAAAUGAGAACAAAAACAAUUUUGGGCAGACCGCAAUGGUCACUGUUAUUUGCCAAGUUUAAAGCUGAAUAUCGAAGAACCAGUGUCUUCUUUACAGGCAAACCGGUUCAUCAAGAUGGUCGUCGUAUUAAUAAACCAAUAUUCGAUCAAAUUCAUCUAGAUAAAGAUGAUGAUGGUGAUUCUACAUCGGAAUCCGAGAGUGUGACUGAGAAAUCAAUCAAAGGUGAAUCGAUGGAAGAUAAGGAUAAUAAUCAAAAACAAUCAACAAAAAAACGACGACGAAUCGACAGUGAUCAAGCUGCUCGUUGA